UCGCCGUGUCGCGCCAUGGCAUCUGACCUGCCGCCGCCGCCGCUGCCGAAGAAGCCGAGAUCCCCACCAGCCGCUCCGACCACCAUAUGCGCCCUCGGCGGCGACCUCCUUCGAGAGAUACUCCUCCGCCUCCCCUCCCUCCCGACCCUCGUCCGCGCCGCCCUCACCUGCCGCUCCUCCCUCCGCGCCGUCCGCUCAUCCCCCGCCUUCCGCCGCCGCUUCCGCGAGCUCCAUUCGCCCCCACUCCUCGGCAUAUUCCUCCACAUCUUCGAGUCCGACACCCCUGCUUUCCGCCCGCUUCGCCCGCGCUCCGAUCCGGGCCUCACCGCGGCCAUCUGCGGCUCUGAUUUCUUCCUCACCCGCCUUCCAGGCGGCGACAAUGCCUCCGCCCCCGCCUGGUUAAUCAGGGACUGCCACGAUGGGUACGUCCUUCUCCUUGGCUGUAACAGCGAUCACAUAGCCGUCUACAACCCCCUCACACGUGCCUUGCAUCUCUUCCCCAAGCCGCCCGAGGAGAUCUGCCAAGACAUGCGCGUUGAGUACCAUGUCCUCUCCCCCGAAGAAGACCAAGGUCCGUUCCGCGUUAUCUGCGUCUGUCACGAAGACUACGGAGCGCAAGCCGCUGUCCUCUCGUCAGAAACCAGAGAGUGGCAGAUUUUACCGUGGGUGGACGCUGCAAGUAUGCUGCAGCCUGCGUUGCAGCCUUGGUAUGACGAGAAGUAUAGCCCUGACGACGGAAAGCUGGUAAAUGGCUCCAUCUAUUGGAUAGCAGAGAGUCUAGCCACAGCGCGUGUGCUCAACAUCGCUACAUUGCACUUCUCUCGGAUCGAUCUGCCUCAUGUAGAAGGGCAAGAAGCACUUACCGCCGGCGAGGCCAGGGAUGGGAAGCUCUGUAUCGUGUGCACCGUUAAACUCACGCUGGUUGUUUGGCUCUGGGGAACCGAUGGUGAUGAUUUGGAGAGAUGGAUGCUGGACAAGACAUAUCCGCUGGAGCAGGCGAUUGAUGAGCUCAGGCACCGUUUCACGGGUGAUGAUGUUAUUCUGAAGGUUAUGGCGAUUGAAAAUGGAUUCGUCUACUUGUCUGCUUACUGUGAGGUGGAUCCCAAGUUACCUGGCUGGUUCCUAUCCUUCUGCCUUGACACGGAAGAGCUUAAUUGGCUCUGUCCCAUCCUUCACGCUGACGAUAUGUAUCCCUACAUCAUGGCGUGGCCUCCUUCUUUGGUACUCGACAAGCCCAGCAGCUCGAGUUAAAGUCUGAGUGAGCUACCAGAAACUACUGAAGUGAUAUCUGUUCAAUGUGCUCCAUCAUUCAUAUGCCUUCCGAGGAGUGCCGAGCAGUAGAAGAAACUGCUUUUCAAGUUCUUUCAGGCUGCAGAGCUUGAUAAAACUACUGAAGUGAUAUAUUCUCAUGGGGCUUUAAUCAUUGAUAUGCCUCCAGAGGCGCAUGUGAAGAAAAUAUGUUCGAGUUCUUUCAUGCUACGGAGUUUGAUUGGGGCAGACUGGGUUGAUUCGUAGUGAUGAUAUAAAUUAUUUUUUAUAAAUUUUAAUAUAUCUUGAAAACUUCCACAUAUCUGUAACGAAGUAAUGAAUGAUCGCAAGCACUGGGGUUGACACAAUUGCUCAGUUUUCCGGUUGGAGAAGUAGAAAUAUGUUGUGUUUGGAGGUCAUGCAGAAAAGAGAGAUUUAAGUCUUGAUGAAUGUUAUGUGAAACCGGAAGUGGAAGCACCAGACAUAUUUCUUUCUGCCAA
Lolium perenne is the source of this 1748-nucleotide messenger RNA. RefSeq lists its product as uncharacterized. NCBI's taxonomy places the organism in Eukaryota, Viridiplantae, Streptophyta, Magnoliopsida, Poales, Poaceae. The record is from RefSeq and is a predicted model, not a curated record. Gene Ontology annotation, molecular function: protein binding.